AUGACAUUGACCGUGCUAGGCGAACGACAGCUGAUCGAAAAACUUGUUGCAAAAAAUAGGGAUAUAAUUGAGCCCAACCCUUGCGGUAUGCAAUAAAUUAAAAUGACUACUUCCAAAGGUUACGAUAUUGUUCACAUAGCCGCUAUAUGGGACAAUGCAAAAUUAAUAAAAGCCUUAUAUUUCUGUGGGGUUGAUUUAAAGUGUCGUACAUCGCUUGGUGAAGAUGCUGUGAAUUUAGCAAAGAGAUACCACAGCGAAGACGCUAUAAAAAUGUUUACUUGGAUAGGUAUGCGUAAUAUUUUAACGUCUACACGCGAAGAGCUCAGAGAGAGUUUUGUGGCACUCAUACAACAGGCCAGGAAUAUUUUAAAAUCGGCAGACAAAAUGGGGAUCAAAUUAACUAAAGAAGAAAGGGUAGUGGUCGUUUCCUCAGUCUUACUUUUUUUCAGCGAUCGGCCGAGGCAGCAUGCACCGAAAAGGAAAACUGGCUUAAUCUUUCGGUUAAUCGCUCUUUGGAAGAACUUAAAGCUAAAAAGGAACACCUAGAAUUAAUUGUGGAGCCCAUAUUUGUUAAAUUUGACGAGGAAGUCUGA
Messenger RNA from Spirometra erinaceieuropaei, 593 nucleotides. Lineage: Eukaryota; Metazoa; Platyhelminthes; Cestoda; Diphyllobothriidea; Diphyllobothriidae. The record is from the annotation of a GenBank genome assembly.